GCAAGGCGUGAAGCACAGUAGAACUUUAACCGUUUUUCUAUUUUCUUCACUCCUUCCAAAGGAUCCCAUCAGGCCUCAAGUCAUGAGAACUCAACUUGCUGAUGUGCCGAUCGAGUACUUCUACACCCUCAUUGGCUGGCUCGAGAGGGUGAAUGCAUUGCUGCCAAAUCACGUGAUGACAGGAUUUGCCGUGAGUUUUGCGCUUGGGUGUUUGCUGCUGUUGCCAAUUCUCUGCAUUGUCUUGAGGAUGGUUUGGGCAAUUUCAAGAGUUGGACCUGCCAGAAAGACCAUGACAACCUUCUUUAUUCUAUGCUUGGGAGUGCCAUUGUAUCCUGUGUUGGCAGCCCUCCUUUUGGCAUUGCUUUGGUUGGGGAUAGGGUGUUCUAUGCUCAUCGUGUCAAGCUUUGGCCCUGCAGCGCUACUCUGUUGGCUUAUGGUGCGCUUAUGGGAGUUUCAGCAGGAAUUUCUCGAGGUCGAAGAAGAAAGGAAGAGCGAAAUGCAAAGACGCAAUGAGGUGGUCGAAGAUAUUAGUUGCUGGGAACUUCUUUGUGGAUUGUUCAUAGGCAUCAUCAGUUGCUGCAGCUUCGGCAUGUUGGCACUUCUGCUGACCAUUUUGAAGUCGCCCUUUGUGAUCAUGUCAUUUGUGCUGCGGUUUAUGUACGAGUCUCUUUGCCGUUGGCUGGUGCUGGUUCAUUGUCCCCAUCGACCGUUCUGCUCAAUGUGUGCUCCACAUCGCAUGGUUCAGAUAGGGGGCGAGGACAAGACCAUCCAAGACUUGCGCUCGGAGGGAGUCUCUGCCAAGGACUUGAAAGGCCUCGGAGUCGAUGUAAGUGAUUUGUAUGCUGCAGGAUUUUCCAUCUCCGAGCUUUCAGAGGCAGACUUCAGGUUUGGGGACUUCAGUCGGGCAGGACUGGAAAUCGACUGGCGGUGGCAUGACUACGGUGGAUGCAGCUGGUGGGGAUGGUUCCCCCUCAUUUUCUUAACAUGGCUGAGUUCUCUUGCGUGCCUGAUCGUCAUGCUAUUGCUGGCUAUAGCUGUAGUGUCUUUGGCGAAGCUGAUUGUGGCCGUGAUCUGGCCAGCCUACAUCUCUGCUGGGUGGUUACGCAUUGUGGCGCAUGCAAGGAGGCGACCCAGUGCAAGGACCUGUUGUGAGCCAUUGGUGCAAGGCUUGAAAGCAGGUUACCAAGUCGUUUGGGCCAGUUCUCUCCUCACAAACAUUUGCAUCUCGAACCGGACUCUACAGGCAAAAUGGGAGCUGGUUGAGCAAACGGUUGGUGAGGGUCUUGAAUUUGCCAAGGGUGACCGUGCAGAAUUGUCACCCGAAAUUCGAAGCCUUUCACUGUUUCCGCCAGUUUUGGUGGGACUUUUUCACAACUCCUGGGACUUGUCUUUGCGCACCUUGGCGCAUCGCUUGGGAGUUUCACCAAACAUGGUCCAAGAAGCUUGGCGGGGUUUGGCACGUCAGAUGAUGUGGUUUUGUCAAGCAGCGGUGGAGGAAGGCCUUAUUACGGACGAGUGGGUCCAGGAGGUUCCGGUGGGGCUUUGUAUCGGUCUGCCGGCACGUGCUUUUCUACAGGCGGUUGAACGUUCUCCCCCCCGCGAGUUGGUGCUUAUGGGGGGGCUCAGGGUCAGUGCAGACAGGGCCGCUGAACUUGGAGGCUUUGCAGAAAAAGUUUGGACACUUUUCUGCAAAGCACAGGAUGCAAGGAAUCAAGUCGAAAUCACUCCAGCAGUGCAUCGAUUGCUUUGCGCAAGGCUGCUGGCCGGGGGAGAGGAACCAGGUACUCUUCCUCCGGCCUUGGCUGAUGCUGUUGAACAAUAUGAGAAUCUGUCGGAAGCAACCCAUGCUGCUUGCCAACGGGUGCUACAGCCUCUACUGGAAUUUGGACUUGCGUGUGGCGAGCAACGCCAAUUCAAAGAGAACCUGAAACUUAUUAUCGAGUCUUUGCCACACCUGGAUUCCGAAUCAAUUCUUCAGUAUCUCUAUCAAGAUCCGCGAUUGAAUCUGGAGGACGGAAGAUCUGAGGGUCAGUAUGUAUUUGCAGCUCCGCUGCUUGAUCUUGAGGCUCAGUAUGUCUUUGCAGCCCCCCGUGCAGAUCUCGAUGUAUGAUCCAGGCUCAUUUUGUCCCUGGUGAAGAUUCCGAAGCAGGUCAAAAAUGCGGACUUGGAUUUGACCGGCAAAAAAACAUGAAAAUGAUCAUCUUCGCCAUGUGUC
Molecule: messenger RNA, 2215 nt
Organism: Durusdinium trenchii
Lineage: Eukaryota; Dinophyceae; Suessiales; Symbiodiniaceae
Source: the annotation of a GenBank genome assembly